AUGAGCAGAAAAAUGUUUUCCUCCUUCUCUAUCUCUAAACCCCUUGCCUUCCCUCAACAACCCCUCUUCUCUAGUUUUGGUGGUAACAAAAGGGCAAGUGGGCUAUGGAGAAACCAUCAAGUAGUAAAGAAAUUAGUGGUAAAAGCAGGUCCAAAGAAGAUUUCUUUUGGUAAAGAAUGUAGAGAAGCCUUGCAGGCAGGAAUUGAUAAGCUUGCUGAUGCUGUUUCUCUCACUUUAGGACCUAAAGGGCGUAAUGUUGUUCUUUCGGAGUUAAAGACGCUAAAAGUAGUAAAUGAUGGUGUUACUAUAGCUCGAGCAAUUGAGCUUCCGGAUUCAAUGGAGAAUGCUGGAGCAAUGUUAAUCCAAGAGGUUGCAAGUAAAAUGAAUGAUUUGGCUGGAGAUGGCACUACUACUGCUAUUAUUUUGGCUCGUGAAAUGGUCAAAACAGGGAUGUUAGCUGUCGCUUUUGGGGCUAACCCUGUUUAUGUAAAGAAAGGAAUGGAUAUGGCAGUCAAAGAGUUGGUCAAGGUCUUGAAGAAGAAUAGUUUUCCAGUGAAAGGGAAGGAUGAUAUAAAAGCUGUUGCUACAAUUUCUUCUGGAAAUGAUGAAUUUGUUGGGAAUUUAAUUGCUGAAACUAUAGAGAAGAUUGGCUCUGAUGGAAUAAUCUCUCUUGAAUCAUCUUCGACCUCUGAGACAUCUGUGAUAAUUGAAGAAGGAAUGAAGUUUGACAAGGGUUAUAUGUCGCCCCAAUUCAUCACAAACCAGGAAAAAUCUUUGGUGGAGUUUGACAAGGCCAAAGUCCUAGUAACGGAUCAGAAGAUUGCAAAUGUUCAAGAAAUAGUUCCUGUGUUGGAAAAAACCACCCAACUCAGUGUCCCGCUGUUAAUCAUUGCUGAGGACAUCUCAAAGCCGGUUUUGGAAACACUAGUGGUGAACAAAAUGCAAGGUUUGCUCAAUGUUGCUGUUGUCAAAUGCCCUGGAUUUGGAGAUCGAAAGAAAGCAUUGUUGCAAGACAUUGCUCUUAUGACAGGUGCUGAUUUUCUCUCGGGUGAUUUUGGGCUGACACUCGAAGGUGUUACCUCGGAUCAACUUGGCAUUGCACGAAAAGUUACCAUAACAAGUAAUUCAACAACCAUAGUUGCUGACCCAGCUACUAAAGCUGAAAUUCAGGCAAGAAUUCUGCAGAUAAAAAAGGACCUUGCUGAAACAGAUAAUGCUGCCCUUUCAAGAAAGCUCUCAGAGAGAAUUGCUAAAUUAUCUGGUGGUGUGGCUGUAAUCAAGGUGGGAGCACACACAGAGACUGAACUUGAAGAUAGAAAACUCAGAAUUGAAGAUGCAAAGAAUGCUACGUUUGCUGCCAUGGAUGAAGGGAUAGUACCUGGUGGUGGUGCAACAUAUGUUCAUCUCUUGGAGCAGAUUUCCUCAAUAAAAGAUUCCAUGGAAGAUGAAAAUGAGAAGAUCGGUGCUGAUAUUGUUGCAAAGGCACUUCUUGCACCUGCAAAAACAAUUGCAACUAAUGCAGGAGUUGAUGGAGCAGUUGUGGUGGAGAAUAUUCGAUCUCGUGACUGGAGAACUGGUUACAAUGCAAUCAAUGGUAGAUAUGAAGAUCUCCUGAAUGCAGGGGUGGUAGAUCCUUGUAGAGUUUCUAGGUGUGCACUUCAAAGUGCCGUCUCAAUCGCUGGGAUAGUUCUAACAACUCAAGCACUGCUGGUUGAAAAAAUAAAGAAGCCCAAGCCUGCUGUCCCUUAUGUUCCUGGAAUUACACCAUGA
Dovyalis caffra is the source of this 1770-nucleotide messenger RNA. Lineage: Eukaryota; Viridiplantae; Streptophyta; Magnoliopsida; Malpighiales; Salicaceae. The record is from the annotation of a GenBank genome assembly.